CUUCAAACGUCACCACUCUCGGCGCGGUUAUGUCUUCCAUCAGGCGGCUCUGGCUACGAAUCCGCGCUGUUGCGAUUCCAGUCAUCUGAUUUUCCACUUCACGACUUGCGCGCUGGAAUCCUCUACAACGCAAGAUCCCAGAGGCACUCCCGCCACCAAAGGACGACCCACCAAGAACGACCCGCUGGUAUGGACCUCACCCCAGUAUCCCCAGUCAGCAUGGCCUCGCGCAUGGCCAUCGAGCUCGAGAAGCUCGACACGACCGUCCCCUUCCGCGCCUCGCAGACCUACAUCCACCACACGUGGGCGCGAACCUUCCACUCGCGCCCGGAGCUCUACAUCCGGCCGCAGACGCUGCCCGAGAUACAAAAGAUCGUGACGCUGGCGCGGCGCAUGCGGCGGCGGAUAGUCGUCGUGGGAUGCGCGCACUCGCCGUCCGACUUGACCUGCACGAGCGCGUGGAUGGUCAAUCUGGACGACUUUGCGAGUGUGCUGAAGGUGGACAAGAGCAAGAAGACGCUGCUGGUGCAGGCGGGCAUGCGGCUACACAACUUGAAUUUGAGUGCGAAAAAGCAUGGGCUCACGAUGCGGAACCUAGGGAGCAUAGACGAGCAGUCGAUUGCUGGCGCUAUUGCCACGGCUACGCAUGGGAGUUCGACGCGGCAUGGCUUACUAGCGCAGUCUGUAAAGAGCUUGAGGAUUGUCAUGGCUAAUGGACAGAGCGUUAAGUGUUCUAAGGAGCAAAAUGAAGAGAUAUUUAGAGCUGCGUUGGUUAGUCUGGGUGCGCUAGGGAUUGUGGUGGAAGUGGAGUUCGAGAUGAUCGAUGCCUCUGAUAUUGAAUGGGUACAGACGAUUCUGCCUACCUCUACCGUACUGCGCGAUUGGGAGCAAGAUCUUUGGACUCAGAAAGAAUAUACCCGGGUCUGGUGGAUGCCGUACAUGAAGAGAGCAAUCGUUUGGCGAGCCGAGAAGACGACAAAACCACCGCGAGCACCCGCAUAUAACUGGUACGGAGGCGGUGUGGGCUACCACACCUACCAUAUACUGUUGUGGGCUUCCCAAUACGUCCCUCGACUACUACCGUGGGUCGAGUGGUUUGUUUUCGGCAUGCAGUACGGCUUCAAGGAUGGUUUCACAAUCUCUGCAGUUGAAGAACUGCGGACUGGUCUCCUCAUGAACUGUCUUUACUCGCAAUUCGUCAAUGAGUGGGCAUUACCCCUGCACAAGGGCCCCGAAGCUCUCACGCGUCUUACCGACUGGUUGCACGGCGACCAAGAAGGAUCCGGUAUUCCCUUCAGCCCGAAAGGCCUCUGGGUGCAUUCACCCAUCGAAGUCCGCGUCUCAGAUACCACGUCUGCAGACCCGCGGCCCUACCUUGAUAAUACAGUCAAGGAUGGCCCUACGCUCUACCUCAACGCCACCCUCUACCGCCCCUACGGCCAGGAUCCGCCAUGUCUAGCGCGCUACUACGAGGCCUUCGAGUGGCUAAUGCGUGAAAUGGGUGGCCGGCCGCAUUGGGCGAAGAAUUUCACGUCGCAAAUCUCAUACGAGGUGCUGGAUUCCAUGUACGGAGACGAUCUACAGGCAUACCUCCGCAUCCGCAACGAGGUCGACCCAGAGGGCAUGUUCGUCGGCGAAUGGCAUCGUCGAACCAUCCUCCCUCCGAAAUCAGUCUUCCCUGCUCUCGCUCUAGAAGAAAAAGAAGUCAUAAGACGGCCACACACGGGUGGUGGUGGCGGAAUCGAUUGGGUUGGCGAACAAGCCCGUUGGUGGGAUGGCGGCAUCGACAUGAGUAGUAGCGGGAGGAGCGAAAGCGAGGAAAGCUUCGAUCUCAUGCACGGCGCAGAGGCAGAGGCAAGCGUGCUACUCGAGAGCUUACGAGAGGAUAUGGAGGAUGAAGAGAUGGAAGGGUUGCUGGGCCGCACGCAUGGGAAUCCAGUUGAGGGAUGGUCGGGAACGAAUGUGUUUGAUAAAAUGUAGAGCUCAUCAUUGUUGUGGCCCCAGGAUUUUCACCACACAUUUAAACGCACCAUAAGUUAUUGAUACAGAAAGCCAAACUCCAACUUAGUCAAGAUGAACGUUAAGUGAUCGCCCAUCUACUCAUCCGCGAACCCCCACCUCCCAGUCUGAUCCAAACCCAGCGGGUUCUCGCCAUCCUGCAACUUGCCGCCAAUGCUCUCCUUUUUACUC
Messenger RNA from Mytilinidion resinicola, 2190 nucleotides. RefSeq lists its product as uncharacterized. NCBI's taxonomy places the organism in Eukaryota, Fungi, Ascomycota, Dothideomycetes, Mytilinidiales, Mytilinidiaceae. The coding region runs from base 190 to 1980 and encodes 596 amino acids. The transcript has a single exon. The record is from RefSeq and is a predicted model, not a curated record. Gene Ontology annotation, molecular function: D-arabinono-1,4-lactone oxidase activity; FAD binding. Gene Ontology annotation, cellular component: mitochondrion; membrane.